Messenger RNA from Trichoderma virens Gv29-8, 1533 nucleotides. RefSeq lists its product as uncharacterized. The transcript is spliced from 4 exons. The record is from RefSeq and is a predicted model, not a curated record. NCBI's taxonomy places the organism in Eukaryota, Fungi, Ascomycota, Sordariomycetes, Hypocreales, Hypocreaceae. The coding region runs from base 1 to 1533 and encodes 510 amino acids. Gene Ontology annotation, molecular function: monooxygenase activity; iron ion binding; oxidoreductase activity, acting on paired donors, with incorporation or reduction of molecular oxygen.
AUGGCAAUGAGCACACCACCAUAUCUGCAACCACUCAAAUACCCUGCCAACUGGUCUUCCAUACAGGACAGCCUCACACCUACCAGGGUGGCCCUGGCUGGUCUGUUUGCUGUCUUCGUCGUCCCUCGUAUUUUGGGUUUUCUGAAAGCACUCUUCUCGCCUAUUCAACGAGUUCCUGGGCCAUUCUUGAACAAGAUUACAUCAUGGCCGUUUACCAUUUCUGUUUUGAAUGGUGCAAGCCACCACUUUACGGAUGAUCUUCACAAGCGAUAUGGACCCAUUGUCGCUUUGGCACCCGACAUGAUUUCUGUCUCGGAUGAUGCCGAGGUCAAGAAGAUUAUCCAAACCCAGGACUGGCAUAAAUCAGAGGCCGUGUAUGGCAAUUUUAGACAAGAUCCUAAGCGGCCAACUCUGAUUGCCUUUACUGAUAAAUCGUCAUAUGGAGUGCGAAAGCGCAUGAUCUCGUCAAUGUUUGGCAUUCGCUACAUUCGAAGCAUGCAGCCGCUCAUGUUAGACUGUAUCAACGUGGCUGUCAAAAAGCUGGAGGAUCAAUGUUCACAAAAGCCGGUGGAGAUUGACAUGCAAAAUCUCAUCCAGAGCUUGGCUGUCGAUAUCAUUGGCAUAACCACUUUUGGCCAGAGUUUCAACGUCGUGCAGAACGGAUCUCAUCCCCUUCCCGACCAGAUCAAGAAGGCAUUGAAGCUUGCUGGGUUGCUGAUGCUUGUGCCUUGGAUUCGGAACAUUCCCUUCCUGCCAGAUCGUGACCCCUACGUUGAUAAGUUUACAUCUGACGCUGUUGAGAACCGAAGGGCCAUUCUCAAAAACAGCAACAAACAAGAUUUGCUUCAGAAGCUCGUGGAAGCAGGUGAUGAUUCAGAAGGCUCCACCUUUCGCCGAUCGGACAUUCAGGAUGAAGCCAUUAUCUUGUUGACUGCAGGCAGUGAAACUACGGCCAAUGCGGAACUCUUCACUCUCAUCAUGUUGACCAAGAACAAGGACAAGAUGGCCAAGCUCGUCGCCGAGGUGGAUCAAUGGUAUCCUCCCUCUGAUCCCAAUAAAAUCGUCGACUGCGAGUGCAGUUUUCUGGGUAUGACGUAUCUACAAGCCUGCAUUGACGAGACAAUGCGCCUUGUGCCUGGUCAAGCGACCGGCAGUCCACGAGAAUGCAUGAAGGACGAGAAGAUUCUAGGAUACACAAUUCCCAAGGGAACGACCGUAUUUCCCUCUACUCAGAAUGUUCACAUGGAUGAAAAGGUGUGGCCAAACGCGGCUGAGUUCCUCCCAGAGCGCUGGCUGGACAUUUACGACAGCGGAAAGACUAAUGAGGUUGCCUUUUGGCCCUUUUCCGCCGGUAGUCGCGUCUGUAUUGGCAAGCACUUUGCGCUACAGGAAAUGCACAUGACUCUUGUCAGUCUCUUCAGGCGUUUCGAGUUUGAGUAUAUUCCGCAGCAGGAUGAGACCACGGUAUUCCGAGUUGCGCAGCAGCUUCAGGCUCACCGAUACAUGAUCAAGGUAAAGCGCCGCAGCUUUUAA